AUGAUGAAGUUGGAUUUUUGGGUGUUUGCCGUGAAGGAACUUGGAACUGUUGUUCGAGUAGGAAUUGUUGUUCGAGUAGGAGCUGUUGAUCGAGUAGGAGUUAUUGGUCGAGUAGGAGCUGUUGUUCGAGUAGGAACUGUUGGUCGAGUAGGAACUGUUGGUCGAGUAGGAACUGUUGGUCGAGUAGGAACUGUUGGUGGAGUAGGAACUGUUGGUCGAGUAGCAACUGUUGAUCGAGUAGCAACUGUUUGUCGAGUAGGAACUGUUGGUCGCGUAGCAACUGUUGGUCGAGUAGCAACUGUUGGUCGAGUAGCAACUGUUGGUCGAGUAGCAACUGUUGGUCGAGUAGGAGUUAUUGGUCGAGUAGGAACUUUUGUUCGACUAGGAGCUGGGAAAGCUAAUGAAUUAAAUAAACCAAUCAAAUCGUAA
Lottia gigantea (owl limpet) is the source of this 429-nucleotide messenger RNA. RefSeq lists its product as hypothetical. The transcript is spliced from 2 exons. Bases 1 to 429 code for a protein of 142 amino acids. NCBI's taxonomy places the organism in Eukaryota, Metazoa, Mollusca, Gastropoda, Lottiidae. The record is from RefSeq and is a predicted model, not a curated record.